AUGGGCGAAUCGUCGGCCGGGUGCGGCAAGACUCCCACCAUCACCAGCAAGCAGUACUCGAUGACGGUCAACGGCAAGAGCCGGCAGUACAUCAUGAAACUCCCCAACAACUACGACAAGAGCCGGCCGCACCGGCUCGUCUUCACGUGGCACCAGCUUGGCGGCAGCGCGCAGAAGAUCGUCGACGGCGAGGACACCAGCCGGGGCGGCGCGCUGCCGUACUACGGGCUCAACGCCAUCGCCAACAACAGCGCCAUCUUCGUCGUGCCGCAGGGCCUCAACGCCGGCUGGGGCAACCAGGGCGGCGAGGACGUCACCUUCUUCGACCAGCUGGUCAAGGCCGUCGAGGCCGACCUCUGCGUCGACACGCGGCUGCGCUUCUCGACCGGCUUCAGCUACGGCGGCGCCAUGUCGUACGCGCUCGCGUGCGCGCGGCCCAAGGACAUCCGCGCCGUGGCGGUCAUCUCGGGGUCUCAGCUGAGCGGAUGCACUGGCGGGAACGAUCCCGUGGCCUACUACGGCCAGCACGGCACGUCGGACUCGGUGCUCAAUGUUUCUGGAGGGCGGCAGCUGCGCGACCGGUUCGUGCGCAACAAUGGGUGCACGGCCGUGGCGGAGACGCAGCCCAGCGGCGGCCGGUCGGUCAAGACCGUGUACCAGAACUGCAAGCCGGGAUAUCCUGUCACCUGGGUCAUACACGGCGGCGACCACAACCCGAGUCAGAAGGACGGUAGCGUAAUAUUCGCGCCGCAGAACACCUGGGACUUUUUCACCCAGUUCACCUGA
Lasiosphaeria miniovina is the source of this 786-nucleotide messenger RNA. RefSeq names its product Alpha/Beta hydrolase protein. The record is from RefSeq and is a predicted model, not a curated record. Lineage: Eukaryota; Fungi; Ascomycota; Sordariomycetes; Sordariales; Lasiosphaeriaceae. The transcript has a single exon. Gene Ontology annotation, molecular function: feruloyl esterase activity. Bases 1 to 786 code for a protein of 261 amino acids.